Molecule: messenger RNA, 7185 nt
Organism: Varroa destructor (honeybee mite)
Lineage: Eukaryota; Metazoa; Arthropoda; Arachnida; Mesostigmata; Varroidae
Gene: Alg13
Product: Alg13 UDP-N-acetylglucosaminyltransferase subunit
Biological process (GO): dolichol-linked oligosaccharide biosynthetic process
Molecular function (GO): hexosyltransferase activity
Source: RefSeq, a predicted model, not a curated record
AUCGUAGAGUUUGCACUGCCACCACCAUCAUUUUCAGUCUACCAGACCCGCUAUUACCUAGGAGUUAAAGCACGCGGUAUUUGGCCAUACUCGGGUAGGACUAUAACAAAAAACGGAUUUGUAUGUAUGGCACGUGAAUCUUCCACUUGCUAAUCGAAAUGUACAUCGAUGUACAACAUUUCGUGUGUAUAUAACGAUGAGGUGCCUUUUCGCCAUCUGCGUCAGGCGGUUGAAUAACGUUAAACAAAGGAACAAUUCAAGACAGGCUCACGAACUUCCACAACGCCUCCGCUUCACAUCUACGUAUCACUUCGCUAUGACUACAAAAUUCGCGGGCAAUCUAUCAGACCCUCCCCAUCAAUCGUUCCCUUUCCACAGCCCUUUCCACAUCAUCUGCUUUUGAUCUAAAACAAAUACAAUCAGCUGGGAAAAUCGGUCUGCGGCCAACUACCAAACAAUGCGUCCGGCAUAACUGAGCUGAUCUAAAUUGUGUUCCAUUGACAAUUUAGCCUUUCUACAAAAUAUCUUUAAAGCGAAGCACAACGUUGAAUAGCCGUCUUUGAAAAGCGUACUGUGAAUCUACAGAAAUGCACAGGAGAGGAAAAACAGCGUUUGUGACUGUUGGAACGACAAGGUUCGACGAAUUAGUUGCAGAGGUGACAAAAAAGGAGACGUUAGAUCUUCUGCAGACAGUGGGCUACGAAAAUGUUACUGUACAGUUUGGAUCGGGAGUGAUUCCAAAAGUAAAACAACCAGGUGUACUUUGUUUUGACUAUAAGAACGACAUUAGCAAGGAGAUGAGAUCAGCCGACCUUAUUAUAUGCCACGCUGGGGCAGGAAGCGUUCUCGAAGCAGUGCGGUGCCGCAAGGCAAAGGUCAUUGUGGUAAUCAACGAAAUUCUUUUAGAUAACCAUCAGUGGGAGCUUGCGAAGGCAAUGCACGAUGGAGGAUAUUUGCUUUGCGUAACAGUUCCACGUUUGCAAGAGGCCAUUACGCGAGUUCGGGAUGAAGUGUUUGUACCAUUUCCUGACCAAGACACCAGCAGAUUUCCUGAGUUACUCAAUAAUAUUCUCGGAUGGAAAUGAUUUUAGGUGCGAUACUUAACUAAAUUAAAUUAUUAUUAAACGGUCCGGAGAUUAAAUUGUAGAAAACCGUAUAUAGAACACGGGAGAAAAAAAGAGCGUAUAAAGUUGAUCAAGAUUUUCAGAUUUGUUUACUUUUAAUGAUUCCGAUAAGAAUAAUGGUUUGAGCCACAAAUGUAACCUGGCCGGUGAGUAUUUCUGCAGUUUUUAUCGGUAAAAAAUUAUUAUUAAUAGUUAGACGCAACCUACUUUUGUUUGUAUACAUAUGAAUAAUGAAAGAUAAUAAAGAAAAUAUGUGUGUGAUCUUUCAAAAUUUACAGAAAGUGGCGAUGUAUACCAUGAUUAAUCACGAUGUUGAUAUAUGAAGUGCUUAGAUUUGAGAUUUCAUUAUUCGAUUAAUUUUUUUUUUGUAAAAUAUUGCAUUUUGAAAUGUAAAAAGCCCGUUUACUUUUCAGUUAUGAUCAAGAGAACUAUCAAAGAAUUAUGAAGUCUAGCAUUUAUGCCAUAAAAAAUCAUCAUACUGUCUUUCAGUGUUAGAGAACGUAUCAAAGGUAUUAAUUUAGCUAUUUUUGGCGACUAAGCGAACUUAGUGUAACGAAAUUUUUAUAUUUUAAGGACGAAAACGCAUCUCUAUGGACAUGAUGGAUUUAGCUUCAUUAGUUGUAUACUUGGCCAUCGCUGUUCUUUCUACAAAAGAUCUACGCAUCCCUCUUUUAGCAUUGCUUUAAAGAGCUUUUGGAGUACGGGGCUUAAUGUGAGAAACUUGGAAAGAAAUGGUUACUAUAAUUAUAUAAUUUCCAUGUGCUAGGAUAUCUAUUGGAAAACCAAAGCGUAGCUAAGCCUAUCCUCAAACCUAAGCUACCUCUGUAUCUCUAAGGUUCAUAGGUAAAUACGUUAUCAAAGGCGACAAUGAAGGUCCUAAAAAUUGGUUAGUUAUGGUCUUGGCUACAUUUUUAUUGGCAAAGCAAAUAAAUUCGAUACAAGGUAAAUUCAAAUAUAAGCUGUCUGAGUUUCAAUUUUUAGAUGUUCUUUAUUUGCAAAGCAAGCGCACGAUAAGAGCUGGUCUAUUCGGAUUCGUAGAUUCCAUACAGAAAUUCGUGGUAGCCGCGUUUCAGGACCUAUACAUCACAAGUAUGCCCUUUAACAUAAUAUUAUCAAGAUAUUAUUACUCCUCGUGUUAAAUGCGUUAUUAAGAAAAGUGUUGUCGCGUAGUGAGACUAAUAAAAGCAUGGUAUCCUAACGGUCGUGUGUUGAUUUUGUAAUAUGUUUUUUAUGCUAAGUGAUAUAGUCAUAUUCAGCGCUUACAGAUACAAAGCUUGCUUAGCCAUCUUGCAUAACAUGUAAAAACUGAACGUGUAGUGUGGUAUAACGUGCACCUCUGAGUAGACAUACAACACACAAUCUUCCAUAUUAGGGGCUGUACAUUGUUUCUUUUUUUAUUUGAUUCCCAUUAUGGCGUAUUCCUUGAAAGCAAAUGCGCUUUCUAGAUUAUUCAAUAAUAGUAGUAUUUACAGCUCAUUGAUUAAGUGGGUGACCUUAAAGGUAAGUGUAUCUUUGAUUGACAUGGGGAUGCUGAGCGAUAACGAUUUUCAUGUUGAUCCAUUGUUGUUUCGUUUGGCCAGCUGUUAUGAAAAGGUCAAGCAAGGCAAAGUGAUAUGUUGCCGGUCUUCAAAGCUGCAAGUGUUCAACUCAGUGCAUUGCUCAUCUGAUAUGCCUCUAUUCAUUCGGAACUUCUGAAAGGGCGUUCCUGGCAGUUUCUCCGACACAUGCUAUAAAUAGACUAUUUUUAGUAGCAGCCCCUUCCGGAUGUGACUAUGAUAAGAGACAACGGAAGUUCUCUCGGAGCUCGCUCCGUUACGUACAAAACUAGUUGUGCUGGAGGUUGUGGACAAGCAACCACGGUAUACUGAUACUUUUUGGUAAAGCAGUGUCUGCAUCUAAUGACGCUGUGUUCUAAACUACGAAGGAUUUUAUCCUACUUUACGUGGAAUUCAUCUAUAAAAACGAAUGUCCCCUUGAAAGGUUUUUGUAUUGUUUUCACACACUUUUGGUUUAAGGGACUGAGAAUUAAAAUGAUAUUAUUAAACGAUAUAAUUUGCAAAUAAUUUUAUGAAUGUACCCUUCUGGCAAUAGUUUAAAUGUUUUUCAUCUCAUACGUCUGAUACUUAAACCGUUGGUCACUACGUUAGGUAGCCGCUUUCCGGCACGAAACAAACUUCGUAGGCGCACCUAGACCACCAAGUAUGAUUCAUGUCUUCAUGUAAUGGUUUGCUAGAUCAUAUCAAGACUAGAUAGUUACUGUUUAUGAAAUGCGUAAGAUAACAUGAAUAUAGGAGUAGUAAGUCUAUCUGUAAAGUAAAUCUAUUCUGAACAACGCGAUUUCAAAGUCCUUUCUUUGGAAGAUUUACUAUGAAUUUGCAUUUAUUAGGUUCAUAGAAUCUGUUACUGAGUUAAUAUCUUUGAUAUACUUACUGUUCGAAUAAUAGUAUACCAUAGGCUUACGUAAAGAGCAUAUGAGGUUUUGUACAGAAAGCAGCAGGGAUUGCUUUUUUCGGGAACAGGAUAGAGUUCAGGGUUUACUGAUAACGUAUUGGACCGUCUGAGCAUGCCAUCACCUGGCGUAUUUAAUCCACAAUUGGCUUUUUCCUCUAUAAAUAAAUGUUGUUAAAUCUGACCUAAAAAACAAGUUGAACACUAAGAAGGAAAUGAUUACCGUCAGCAACUUUACUUUGAGGUUACUGAAAGGCCUCUACGGGGCAAAUCAAAGCGAGCUUCAACGGUGGGCGAGAAAAUUUUUGCACGAAGUUUCGCUAAUACAUUACAUAACCUUCCCUGCUACGUUUUAAGGCAGUCUGUUUACAGAAUACAUUGAAAAAGCUCUGUAUAUCGACGAAAUUGUUCUAAAAAGCUGCCACCAUUCAUAUUUUUUGCAGUUUAUAUUUCUAGGCCCGCCCGUAGCGACGCAGCUCAUCUCGAUUUGCGUUAAUUUGGCAAAUAGAUGUGUCUCUUGUACGUUAUUUUCGUUGCGUGAUUUUAUAAUAAAAUUUUUUUAAGUCUUCUAGGUAAAAAAAAAAGUAUAUUUUUCUAUAUGCUUUGUCAUAUCCCUUCACGAAUCAGCGUUGCAUCCCACAUGCAAUUUGCAUGCGGCGAUAUAAGGGCAGGACAGACACGCUAUUAACAAACAACAAAUCUUUAUCUUUAAGCCAAAAAAUACUACCUAUCUCGAUUUUGUGUUGCUUAGGUCCUAUCUUUAACACUGUGUUUAUGUACGCAGUAAUGUUAAACUCUUUGUUACUUUGUGUGUAUUGCUGAUUUUGUGUUCGACUUAUCUAAUAAAGGGCGAAAGCCAAAAUUGCACUGCUUGAUCUUGAAAUUCCGAAGAUAUCCACUCCAUUGCGAUUUCGGAACUCGUGAAGGGCUUUGCGACUGAUUUCGAUUGGUUCCUCCUCCGUUUAUAACGUUACUCCGCUUUUAUGUGGAAACGAAGUGCACUACUUUGGCUUCGUCCUGCAAUUACUAUUAUACGCGUUAAUCAGGGAUUAUGAAUGAGCAGAUGUCUAAAUCUGCUGUCCAGUUCCAGUGACGUGUACAAUCAGUACAGAUGUGUACAGAUGUAAAGGGCAUACGCGAAAAAGGUAUUUAGACUUUGCAUAUAGCUGGCCAGCUUCCCAAAUAAAUGUUUCAAAAUUUCCCAAUUGCAAUUAUUAUAUUAUAAUUAUAUAGGGCUCUGCUGGCUGGCGGAUUCAGGUUGGAGCAAAGCUAGCUUGGAACUGGUAAAAGCCAGUGUGCGUAACUGUCUCAAGCUUAUUGCAGAUUGUUGUGACUGUUUUGUGUUACAAAGUUCUUUCUGCUUCCAGUGGCACUGAUUCUUGUCGAUGCGAAUUCUCAUAUUAAUAAGUCUGUGGAUCUACAUCUGUUUAUAUUUUCUACCGGAAACGCCUAUCAUUGCACGUAAUUUUUUCUUAGAUUGUUUACUUUCUAGUGCCUUCAAAACAGCAGUCGUUUGGUUCUCCUAAUCAUCCUUCGAACACACUCAGAUAUGUCCCUCCAAAACGCAUUUUUUAGAUUUCUAUUCUAUUUUGUUUCUUUUUUAAACUAAGACCUUUGAAAAACCAUCUUCAAACUUAUGGCAAGUAUACAUAGAGAUACAACGCUAGAUAUGAGUGAUCGAUUUUUAAGCUGAAACGAAAGUUAUUGCUUAUUAUAUAUAUCCUUAUACUUUUGUUAUACACAGAAAAGUUGCUUCGCAUAUAUAUUUAUUAUUCAGGGUGCUAUACUGGGUAUAAUUUAUUAUAGUUCCUUUUUUAGGUGGUUUUACGGAUCCGAAUAAUUCCUCGAGUUUCCUGAUCUUACGGCAUAUUCCAAAAUGCAAUAUUUAUAUCUAAGCAAUACGUGUUUCGAUUUUGAUGAUUGCAGGCAAAUUCAGAAUUAGCUUAAAUGUUAUCAGAAUAUGGCCGCCUAUAGCUAACUUUCUUUUCUUUCAGCUGUAUAUCGUGGUAUAAUUUAUAAAACUAAUAAACAUAGCGCUAGUUAGGUUAUUCCGUUUUCUAUAGUAAUUCUUUGUGUUCCUUGUGGUCUAUUACAAACACAAUGGACAUUGCAUUUAGUAAAACCUUAUGUCGUUAUGAAACGAUGCUAACAAACAAGUGAAUUCACAUCAUGGAACUAUCUACUUCUUUUUUAAUUAAAUAGGUUUUUAGAAAAAAUUAUCAGCAAUUGCGCAAUACCGAUGCAGUGCAUGCUAUUAUCCGGAUAUAUAGGCCCGAUCUGCCGAUAAACUAGGUCUUCUCAUGCAGGUUGGCCGCCAUGAUUUUUAUAGUAGACAAAGCUUGCUUUUUCUUACAAACGAAUGUCGUACAUACGAUUACCUAUGUAUAGCCAUUUUCGUCCAAGAAAUUCGGCGGGAACCCUUGCAAUUUUUUUGUCUCUUUGAGCCUUAGAUUCGUGUUAAGCGAAUUCCUCUCGCUCAUUGCUUGCCCACAUGGAUAUUAUCAGACUUACCUUCAAUGAAACACAACGAGCUGCUACUCGCCGCGUGAUAAAUUCAAGCAUUAUUAGCAAUACAGCAAUGGUCGCUUUAUGUAACGCCAGAAGCGUUAAUAAUAGCAAAGUUGAUCUUUACGAGUGCUGGAACGGCGCAAUGUUCUAUAAGAUUUGCAAAGACUUGGAUAAUCUUUGCAGCGUUUAUAAAAUUAAAAGCUUUGCAAGACCAAGUAUUGAUAACUGUCCAACAGUUAUUUAAUUGAAGCGUCUAUUCGCGCACACCGGCUACAUCAGAGUAACGCACAAUAAUAACAACUCACGGAAGUACGAGCGUAUUUUGCGAUAAGUUAAUAAUAUUCAAAUACACAUAUUAUGUAUUACGCCAUAAUCCAAACCUCCGCACGAAAAUACCUGUUGUCUAUGCCUUCUUGUUACAUCAGAUUAAAACUAGUAAUAAAUACGCAAUGUGUUACUCGAAUUCUGACUCUACCAGGAUAAAAAUCCGUUGUCAAUGAAUAUAAGCAAUUCAGUAUGUAACAUAUAUAUGCUCUCUAAACUAGUACUUAAACUAGAAGCCUAGCCUCUUAGAACUAGAAGUCUCUUAGAGCCACUUGGAACGUAACCCAAAUGGGAACACGCAAUUGAAGAACCGAUAUAUCUCAUACACGAUAGCUUCUCAAAUAAUCUUACGUAAAUGGUUCACAUAAAAACACGUUUGAAAUCGAAGACGACGCAGUUUUAUACUUGGCGCCCGUUAUUCAAGCGGCGAACGGAGGUGAAAACUUCCGCCUGCCUACAAACGGCAGUUUGUCAUGAAUCGCUUCAUAAUUGUAAUACCGCUACAAUCCAUAAUUCAACUAAAGCUGAGAGACGUGUUUUUUUGUUUACAUAAGCUGUUUAGAAGAUCAUACAAUUGUACAGGCGACAAUACAGAAAUCAAUGGAUUUUCAGCCAUCAUUUGUGUUUAAACAAGCCUGUAACGAAGUCGUGCUACUUCUUCAGGAAUAUUCUUAUAAAUAAGUCUUUUUUUUUUUUAAUCAUCGCUAUGACAUAUUGGUUCAAGGUAAAAUAUACAUAGAAGUGGUGGCGGUAGAAAACAGCAUUUUAGACGUUUAUUUAA